CUCUUUCCCUUCUCUAUACAAAUCUGGACAUAGUUCACAACCCAUCCUGCAUCUCCUUUCAAAGCCCUAGCUAGCAUUAAAGCCUCUUAGGUCAUAUAUAUUCACACUCACAGCAACAAGAUUCUUAAUUCUGUACCAUGUAUUUCUAUCCAUGUUCCCUUUGCUUCUAGUACUUCAAAACAACCUCCACACUCAUAUGCAUAUGCAAGUACUUUUCUUGUCAGGCUACAAAUACAAAAAAUGGUGAUAGACACAACCACACAGGGGUAGGUGAAAAGGCUAUAUAUAAGAAGAGAUAUGUUACAUACGUUGGCCUAGUGAAUUCGGUUCAGAGCUACAAAAGGGAUGCUUCUCUGAUUGGUUUCUCUUUUGGUUGGCUUCCACUUCAAUAAUUCUGCUCUUAUCUUCACUCAGUUUCUACCAUCAUCGCCAUAUCAUGUCUUCUUCCAACCGACACUGGCCAAGCAUGUUCAAAUCCAAGCCUUGCAAUCCCCACAACCAAUGGCAAAAUGACACCAACUCUUCUCUCUUGCCCAAUGGAUGUCAAAGAAGCCCUUAUAAUACAGCUGCAGAAGGUGAAGAGAGAAGUCCAGAACCAAAACCAAGAUGGAAUCCAAAACCUGAACAAAUUCGCAUUCUGGAAGCCAUCUUCAACUCUGGGAUGGUGAAUCCCCCAAGGGAUGAAAUAAGGAGGAUCAGGGUGCAGUUGCAAGAGUAUGGCCAAGUGGGUGAUGCAAAUGUUUUCUACUGGUUCCAGAACCGUAAAUCCAGAAGCAAACACAAGCUUCGCCACCUCCAAAACUCAAAGAACAAAAAUGCUGAAGCACAUCAAAACGCUGUUUCUCUCCCUCAAAUGACACCACCUUCAUCAUCUUCUUCAUCCUCAGAAAAAUCCUCUCCUAAAAAAUUUAUGCAUCCCAAGGGGUUCUCCUUUGGCUUCUCAAAUGUCAACGAUGCAGUGCCUAAUUCUCCCACCACUUCAGUGAACCAGACUUAUUUUCAGCCUUACCAUCACAAUGAAACCAAUUUGCUACCACCAGCACCUGAGUCUUUCUCCUUCUUGGCACACAACAAUGGACAAUGUGUAGCAACUGAUGCCAUGUCAACCCUUGGAUUUUCCUUCCCUGACUUCUCCAACAAUAUGAUGCAAUCUCAACAUGUUGGACCUUGCACUAGUCUUUUGCUCAAUGAGAUCACUAAUCAUGAAACCUCUUCCAAGAAGGACCUAGAUGAAGAGAAGGCUUUGAAGAUAAUGCACCAACACCCACAACACAAUUUCUCUCUCACAACAACUCCACUUACAACGGUUGUUCAUCCCAGCACCAGCACACCAAUCUCUGCUCCAUGCCCCAUCAACCAAUUUCAAGGUGUUGGUGAUGGUGCAGCAGAUAGGGCACAAUGUACAGUGUUCUUCAACGACGUCGCAUUUGAGGUUGCAGUGGGACCCUUCAACGUGCGACAAGCUUUCGGGGAUGAGGCCAUGCUUUUCUACUCUUCUGGCCAUCCUGUUCCCACCAACGAGUGGGGUGUCACUCUUCACCCGCUGCAGCAUGGAGCAUACUAUUAUCUGGGACUGAUUUAAUGAUGUGAAGUGGGAGGAGGACAAUGCAAUCGAUAGAUAUAGUAUGAUGUGUUUUUUUUUUUUUAAAUUUUCUUUUGGUACUUUAAUUCUGUCUCUACAUAUAUAUGGAUAUUUAUCAAGGUUUGGAUAGGGUUCUAAAAGUAAAAAUGACUGGCUCAGUGUAAGUUCGAAAGUAUGGAAACCGUGUCAUGGU
Molecule: messenger RNA, 1775 nt
Organism: Cajanus cajan (pigeon pea)
Lineage: Eukaryota; Viridiplantae; Streptophyta; Magnoliopsida; Fabales; Fabaceae
Source: RefSeq, a predicted model, not a curated record